Molecule: messenger RNA, 1845 nt
Organism: Durotheca rogersii
Lineage: Eukaryota; Fungi; Ascomycota; Sordariomycetes; Xylariales; Xylariaceae
Exons: 1
Coding region: 1-1845 (614 amino acids)
Biological process (GO): carbohydrate phosphorylation; N-glycan processing to lysosome
Cellular component (GO): Golgi apparatus
Molecular function (GO): UDP-N-acetylglucosamine-lysosomal-enzyme N-acetylglucosaminephosphotransferase activity
Source: RefSeq, a predicted model, not a curated record
AUGUCCCAGAGCACUGCUGCGGAUGACACCGAGCAGGCGUCGCUCGCGGCGAAGGAGGGGAGCGCUCUCGAGAAUAUCCUGCCCGACGUCAUCAGGAUACCGUUCGAGGAGGCGGUCCAGGACGUCAAGCUGGAAGGGUGGGAGGACGAGUGGUUCUCGACCGGGCACUACAACGUCGAGAAGUACGGCCCGCUGGCUGAGCCUAAGAUCGACUUCGUCUACAACUGGGUCAACGGGUCCGAGGACGAGUUCAAGGCGAUCCGGCACGGCUACGAGCUCGACUCGCCCCUCAACGACAAGGACGGCAAGUGGAUCUCGCGGCACAGCAUCAACCGCUACCGCGACUGGGACGAGCUCCGGUACUCGCUCCGCAGCCUUGACGUCUACGCCAAGGGCUUCGUCAACAAGAUCCAGCUCCUUGUCAACUCGGUCGGCGGGGCGUCGUACCAGCGCGACGGCAAGAACAUGCGGCCGCAGCGGCCCGCGUGGCUCAAGGACGACGACGCCGCCCGCGAGCACGUCGAGGUGCUCAGCCACGAAUCCUUCUUCGGCAAGCGCGAGCGCGAGUGCCUCCCCACCUUCAACUCGCUCUCGAUCGAGUCGCAGAUCUUCCGCACGCCGUCGUCGACGGACCAGCUCGUCGCCCUCUCCGACGACAUGUUCCUCGGCGCGCCCCACGCCGCCUCCGACUUCUACUCGCCGCUCUUCGGCCCCGCCGUCGCCUUCAAGCCUGACCGCUACAACGUCCGCCGCCUCGCCGGCCCCGACCAGGCCCCCUCCUUCGGCGAGAAGCCCUUCGUCUACUACACCUCCUACCUGCUCAACCACCGCUUCGGCGAGCGCAACCGCCACGUCCAGGCCCACUUCGGCCACUCCGUCUCGCGCAGCGUCAUGCGCGAGGUCAUGGACUCCUUCCCGCUGCCGUCCGCCCGCGGCGCCUGCGAGCGCUUCCGCGGCGAGUCCCGCUUCCAGCUGUACCCCUGGUUCGCCGGCGUCCACUACGCCAUCGAGCGCUUCCGCGAGGUCCUGCUCUGGUCCUUUAUCCUCUCGCGCUCCGACGGCGACGGCGACGGCUACCUCGACUGGGCCGAGCGCCAGGCCAUCCUCGCGGCGGUCGAGGCCGGCCGGCGCGAGCUCGACGGCGGCAGCCCCAGCCCCAGCACCGACCCCUCCGGCCCAGCCACCGCGCAGGGCAGCUCCGGACGCGACCGCAUGUACUACAAGUUGGCGGAGGAGCUGCGGCGCGCGGGCCUGCAGCCGCCGCAGGCGAACGUCAACGUGCUGUGGACGUCGCUCGACGGGCCGGAGACUCUGCGUAACGCCAAGUGCGGCGGGGACGCGUUCGCGGUGGAUAAGUGCCUGGGGGACGGGUUCGGGUCGGGGUUGUCGGACGCGGGGGGCGCGGCGAACCCGGACUUCGCGGCGGCGACGGUGUUCGCACGGCUGGCGCGCGAGCACCCGCAGUGCGGCGACUGUCUGCUGAAGCUGGUGCUGGAGGGGGGCGGGGGUGCGCGCGGGCUGGAGGCGCUGCUGCCGCCGCGGGCGGCGGCGACGGCAGCGAAGCGCCGCGACCGCGACGUCGUCGUGCGCGCGCUCAAGAAGUACCAGCAUACGGUGGUUGACACGGACGCGAUGAAGUUCGUCAUGGUGCGCGACGCCGAGCAGGCUGAGGCCGAGCUGCUCGAGCGCGCGGUGCGCCGCGGCCGUGUCUUCGGCCAGUGGUGCCUCAACGACGACGUCAUGACCGAGAGCGCCGAGCAGGUCGGUCGCGUCCGCGACGUCAUGGCCCAGGUCUUCGAGACCCUAUGGCCUGCCCGCGGCCGCUGGGAGAAAGAGGGUUCGUGA